CUAUCAACAUAGAUAGACUUUGGAACACUGUCAAACAGUGAAAAAUAACCAAUGAAAUGAUACAAUAACUCAUCCAGCAGUAGCCCUUAACUAUAAAAGGGCUACCAAAUUCCACAUUUCUCUUCACUGCUCUCUUCUCCACAUUGCUUUUAGCUUCAACAUACCUUCCCUAAAAUGAUGAAGAAACAACUCUCUGUUUUUCUUCUUUUCCUUGUUUGCUCAGCCACAGCUCUAGCUUCUGUUGCUGCUUCUGAAGAAAAGCCAUCAAAUCGGCCAUGGUUACAAUGGUUCGGAGAAGCUCCACAACAUCAUCAUCAUCAUCAUCAUCCACCAAGUCAACCACCCAAAUGGGACCCUAAGGUUGUCAAGUGCUUGCAAGAUUUCCAUGUUGAAAAAAAGUGUGCUCGUCAGAUUUUAGCUUCUCUUUGGCAUCGCAAGGUUUCGGUUGGCCCUGAAUGCUGCAACAUUGUUAAUCAAUUGAGUGAAGAUUGUGCAGAAACUGUUUUUGCUGGCCUUACCCAUUCAUUUUUUACAUUUGUUUUGAAGCAAUAUUGUGCUCAUCAUAGAUCAGCUCCACCUCCUAAGGCUUGAUUGUUUUAGGAAUCAUCAUGAUUAGGGUUUCUUUAGCUUUAUGUUUUAGGGAUGCUUAGGAGGAUGAAUUUGCUUGAUUAUUCUACAGAUCAUUAGGGAUUUGCUUGCCUUAGGCUGCAAUCCUAUUAUAUUGAUAAUUAUAAUAAUAAAGAUUUUUUUUAAUAUAA
Hevea brasiliensis (rubber tree) is the source of this 758-nucleotide messenger RNA. RefSeq lists its product as uncharacterized. Bases 175 to 591 code for a protein of 138 amino acids. The transcript has a single exon. Gene Ontology annotation, cellular component: extracellular region; vesicle. Gene Ontology annotation, biological process: double fertilization forming a zygote and endosperm; regulation of double fertilization forming a zygote and endosperm; regulation of protein localization to cell surface. The record is from RefSeq and is a predicted model, not a curated record. Lineage: Eukaryota; Viridiplantae; Streptophyta; Magnoliopsida; Malpighiales; Euphorbiaceae.